This is a messenger RNA of Zingiber officinale, 629 nucleotides long. Its product is annotated as glutaredoxin-C8-like. The coding region runs from base 74 to 478 and encodes 134 amino acids. Gene Ontology annotation, cellular component: cytoplasm. Gene Ontology annotation, molecular function: glutathione disulfide oxidoreductase activity. The record is from RefSeq and is a predicted model, not a curated record. NCBI's taxonomy places the organism in Eukaryota, Viridiplantae, Streptophyta, Magnoliopsida, Zingiberales, Zingiberaceae. Gene Ontology annotation, biological process: cellular response to oxidative stress. The transcript is spliced from 4 exons.
UGAUUCGCCUCAAGCCAAUUUGCGUCCAGAUCGAGAUCGGGAAUCGGGGAGGCGUAGCUUAGCGAUCAGGACUAUGGCAGCGAUCGGCUGGCGGAUAGGAGUGAUGGCACUGGCGGCGCUCUCGGUGGUGGCUCUCCUCGUCUUGUCGGACGCUUCCGACGCCAAAAAAUUGUCUUUUAUCAAGAAGACCGUCAAGAAGCACGACGUUGUCAUCUUCUCCAAGUCUUACUGCCCGUACUGCAGAAGAGCAAAAGGUGUUUUUAAGGAACUGGGAAAGGAUCCUUUUGUUGUGGAGUUGGAUCAAAGAGAUGAUGGCCCUGAGAUCCAAGAUGCCUUGUCUGAGUUUAUUGGUAGGCGUACCGUGCCUCAAGUGUUCAUCCAUGGGAAGCAUUUAGGCGGUUCUGAUGAUACUGUCGAGGCAUAUGAAAGUGGAAAGCUUCAGACUCUUCUAGGUAUUGACACAAAAGAUCUUAAAUGAGAACGUGGAUCAAUGUUCCGACGUUAGUUAAUCAGGACUCGGAUGUUCUAAGGCUUUUUGAAUUUAAGGAUCGAUGCCCUUGUGAUCUUAUGAAUGAUAAAAACCUUGACUGCUAUUCAAUAAUUCUUCUUUUUAACAUUUUACACUUUUA